Molecule: messenger RNA, 939 nt
Organism: Trichoderma citrinoviride
Lineage: Eukaryota; Fungi; Ascomycota; Sordariomycetes; Hypocreales; Hypocreaceae
Exons: 4
Coding region: 1-939 (312 amino acids)
Source: RefSeq, a predicted model, not a curated record
AUGGGCAGCCUCGACAACUGGAGUUCCGACGAGAGAGACGGCAUCAUGGAACGAUCUUCCCGCUCUCGCAGAUCCAGGGACAAGUCGCCGUCUCGCACCUUGGGUCGUUCAGUGUCCAUCUUGUCCAACCUUUCUGAAAUGUCCGAGUCUGUCGUCUUCGGUACCCGCUGGUAUCUCGAUGAACCGGAGCCCAAGCACAAUUUCCCGCCUCGACGCAUCGACGACGACUGGUUCAAUGAUGACCCGUCUGACGAUCUUGGAGUCUCAGCCAGGGCCUCCGGCUCCGAUGAAAGCGAGCGGCCUCAGCGGCGACGAUCCAUUAGAGCCGACCUAGAUACAGGUGCCGGAUCUAGCUCUUCCGCAUCGACGGGCAGCCGUCCCAUUGCCAUUCCCCGAUCGAGACAAAACAGCGCUGCAUCUGCCACCACGCUUCCAGAGGCUCUGUCCGCUAGGGGCGAAAGGCAAGGUGGUUACUUCCCCCUUCACGAAGACCCCCAAACUCGCGUGCGCCACACGCACCCCUUUUAUCGUGACGUGAAGUCCUACGGCAUGGAUCCCUCGGUCGAGGAAGUGGACACCGGCGCUGAUGCCGACAUCGAUAUGCCCAAGCCCCGGUCUCAAUCCCAGUAUCACCUGUCCAACUCCACGAGGGAUAAUGAUUCUUACUGGUGGCCAAGCGAUGACGAUGAAGACAGCGAACCCUUUCGCUCUGCCUCGAUGGGCAAGUAUUAUCCCACUGUCUGGGAAAAGCGGCAGGCUCAGAAAAAGAGCGGCCGGCCCGUCGAUCCUAUCCCAAGCAGCAGCAGGGCUCCCACCACCCAAUCCAGGACUCCUAGGACCCCAAAGUACCGGCCGAGGCCCAGGACUCCCGUCAUAGUUCCACGGUCCACAGCGACAACAGAACCUAUCCCACCGCUGAAGCUGUCCGCUGUGGAAUAG